AUGAGGAGGACCCUGCCGGCCGUCUGCGUUGUGGCGGCCGUGACCGCCGCUGCCGUCGUGCUCACCACCGGCGGCUGGGGCUCCUCGCCAAACGAGAUGCCGACCUCCUCGUUCUUCGACGGCUCGGACCCUCCGUUGAACAUCACCGACGAGCAUUUUCUCGACGGCCUUCUUACCGCUAAUUUCAGCUACAUGUCGUGCCGGAGUCGCUACGAGUUCGCCGUCUACCACCACAAGCAUUCGUCGCACAAGCCGUCCCCCUAUCUCAUCGCCAAGCUCCGGAAGCAAGAAGCGCUCCAAAAGCGAUGCGGCCCUGGAACGGCUGCGCACAAGAAGGCGGUCCGGCGGCUCGACUCUGGCGAGGGCGUCGUCGACAAUGAAGAUGGCUGCCGCUACCUCGUCUACAUCAGCUACCGCGGCCUCGGCAACCGAAUGCUCGCCAUUGCGUCGGCCUUCCUCUAUGCGGUGCUCACCGAACGAGUCCUCCUAGUCGACGGUGGCAAGGACGCUGACGCGCUCUUCUGCGAGCCCUUUCCGGGGACGACGUGGCUGCUGCCGCGACCCGGCGGCUGGUUCUCCAACUCCCCGCUGAGGAGACUCCAGGGCUACGAGGGCGGCUCAAAGGAGAGCCUCGGCAACAUGUUGCAGAGCGGCGUCAUCACCGUGUCCACCGACGGGAACGUGUCGUGGUCGACGCCGCGGCCGCCGCCGUACCUGUACCUCCACCUCUCCGGCGCCUACGGGUUCCACGACAAGCUCUUCUUCUGCGGCGCGCACCAGCGGCUCCUCGGCGAGGUGCCGUGGCUAUUCAUGUGGACGGAUAACUACAUCGUGCCGGGGCUCUUCCUCACGCCGGCGUUCAGCGGCGAGCUCGAGGCCAUGUUCCCGGAGAAGGAGGCCGUGUUCUACCACCUGGGACGGUACCUCUUCCACCCGACAAACCGCGUGUGGCACGCCAUAAAGAGCUACUACCACGCCAACCUUGCCGGCGUCGGCCAGCGCGUCGGCGUGCAGAUCAGGGUGUUCCAGAAGAAGCAGCCGCCACGGUCCGUGCUGGACCAGCUCCUGUCGUGCCUCCGCGACGAGAAGCUCCUCCCGGAGACGACGGACGCAGCGGGCGGCAACAGCACGUCCUCGCGUGCCGUCCUGGUGACGUCGCUGAGCUCGUGGUACUACGACCGGAUCAGGGACGAGUACGGCGGCCGGAUCGCCGGCGGCGUGCACCAGCCGAGCCACGAGGGGCGGCAGCGGUGGCGCGAUGCGGCACACGACAUGAGGGCGCUGAGCGAGAUGUAUCUGCUCAGCAUGUGCGACGUGCUCGUCACCAGCGGCUACUCCACGUUCGGGUACGUCGCGCAGGGGCUCGCCGGGCUGCGCCCCUGGGUCAUGCCCAGGGCGCCAAUGUGGGCGGCCGACUGGAGGGAGGGGCUGGACCCGGGGGACCCGCCAUGCCGGCGGGCAGUCUCCGUCGAGCCGUGCUUCCAUGCACCGUCGGCCUACGACUGCGCGGCAGCGAGGGACGUGGACCUGGACAAGGUAUCGCCAUACAUCAGCCGCUGCGUCGAUGUCAAAUACGGCAUAAAGCUUGUCAAUGAAAGCAACGGCCAGUGGUGA
Miscanthus lutarioriparius is the source of this 1614-nucleotide messenger RNA. The record is from the annotation of a GenBank genome assembly. NCBI's taxonomy places the organism in Eukaryota, Viridiplantae, Streptophyta, Magnoliopsida, Poales, Poaceae.